AUUUGCGUUCAGACUUUCCAGUCCCUAUUCUGUAAUACAGGUUUAACAUUUUGGGAAGUCAUAGUUUAAUAAGCCGAUAUCGUGAUUGUUAAAGUUAACAGUUAUCGUCUUCUGUUUUAAACCCUCCGAAUGGGAAUGCUUGUUCGGAAUCUGGAAGUGUUAAGCCUGUGUUAACGUGGCUGGCACUGGCUGCGCAACCACUUCGUCCUGCUCUGCAGGUUCCUGCGGUUGUCUAAUUUUGUUAUUUUUUUUUAAAAACUUGAAUGUGUAUGUUUUAUUGUUACUGGCAGUAGCUUACUUUUCUGCGGGCAGAUUGUCUUCGAUUAUACAUCAUGUGUGACGAUGCUGCUCAUGAACACUACCGUUCGACAUGCGACAUUGGGCCUGCGACACGUGCAGCUCGAAUCAGUCUACCGAAUCUGUUUCCAGAAGUCCAGGUGCUGAAAUUCUCCGAUGAUCUCAGCUGUACUGAAACUGUUCUCUUGGAGGCCAGCGAAGAGCUGAUCACCAAGAUCGAGAGCGGAAUAAGAUUUGUGAUUAGAGGUAGCCGGUGCGAUACAGCCGUGCUGUGCUCUCCGGAUCGCACAUGGGAAAUCAAAGCACGUGAAACUAGCAACUCCCUACUAGUCGCUCCCGAUGUUGCGACAGCGGGGAAUCUUUCUUUGGGUGGAGAAUCCAGUGUGACCAUUCGAGAAAUUCCCAGCGUCACAUCGGAGUAUUUGGAAUUACGACAAAUUAUUCCUCACUGGGGUUUAGCCAAACACUUACUGGAGGAGGCUCCGUUUUCUGGAUAUGCGAAUGAAGAAAAAGUCAACGAUAAACGAAAAUACACAUUCUCAGAUUUACUGGACCUAGUGCAAAGCAGUGAAGAAGAACUGCUAUGCUAUCUUCGACAGAAAAUCCCGGCUUGUGAAAUUGAUGGGUAUUGGAGACUUUUGGACAAUCAUUACAUUUACUCCAUUGCUGAACGGAUAGCAUCUUGGACAAGAACCAACGCUCUGGACGAAAACAAAAUUCCCUCAUACGAAGCAUACACUGCUUUACUCGACAUGGAGCCAGAGGAAGUGAUGCGAAAUUUUUUCUGGGAACGCUUCGCUGAGCGAUCUGGUGAUGUUCUACGGAUUCGCAAAGACGCUAUCAGGCGCCAGCUUGCACGCAUUGUGCUUUCCAAGAUCCAGACGACCUCGUUAUCCGUUAUGAAUGAACUUUUUGUCCGUGAAAUUGGAUCAGAAUUUUCCAUGGCCGAUGUGGAAGGUAUCGCCUUCCGCAUUCUGGAUGAUAAACUGAACGUUACGGAUACGGUAGAAUACUUUCCGAAAGAAGAUCUUCGGAUUGAACCGGAAGCUAGAUUUCAGGCAUUGUUCGAUGCGAGACCUCGUUGGACCAGAGAAGAAAUAUUGCCGUUCAUAUGUGAUAUUCUUCUUCCGGGACAAACUGCUGACCAGCUUUUGUUCAAAUAUGCUAAAUCGUAUCUGGACAGAUCAAGGAGUAAGAAACGAUCUCAAACAGAAACUGAAGAUACGACUGUUCGUCCAAUGACGUAUUUUAUCGCUUUGCGCCAGCUGUGAUUUGAUAUACGCAUCAAUUAGCACAGGGCGGUUGGCUUUCACAACUCACUUAUCGACACCGGGUUUUUUGACGUUGCGUAACGCGGGUCAGUAGUCUAGGGGUAUGAUACCUGUUUUGGGUACAGGUGGUCCCGGGUUCAAUUCCCGGCUGGCCCCAUUUUUUUAUGUACUGUUAAUGCGAACUGGAGCCCUUGUGCUAGGAUUAUCGACUUACACGGAUUGUCGGCUUCAUUGUUUGGUUUUGCUGCAUUGUUCAGUUAAUCUGGUGUGAAUAAUUAACAAGUGGAAACUUCCGAAUUUUUUACUGUCAGAUUGUGCUCGUACUGACAAGAGUCUGAUGUGACAUAUCACGCUGGCCGCUGCUUAUUUUAUUCUCGACGCACUGGAAUUUUAACCGCAUGCCAAACAGUUUAUCAGACGAAGAGGAUUCAUCUAAAACUGCAACAACAACAGCCUUUUUUCAACAGUAAAAUUAAAAAUACCAUAAACUGUAAAUCACGACAUGAAACACUACUGGCAGAACAAUCUGUCACAUCCACCGAAACAAUCACACCUGGCCGCGUUCCUUCUGAGAUAUCGUAUCCUCAUUCACUCCCGACACAUUCACUGUUCCUUUGAUCUUCUCGGUGACUGCAUACGCUGAUACGAGAGCCUUCUGUCGGUCGUUCAUCUUCUUGGGCACUUUAAUUUUAAUAUGGAGAUAGUGAUCGCCAUAUCCAUGGCUGUUGACUUUCUUAAUUCCCUUUCCUGGUAAAUUUAUCUUAGUAUGAGAUGAAGUUCCAGGGGGAAUAUCGACAUUGUGGUCGUCAUAGAUUCCAUCCACUCGCAUCGUGCCGCCUAACACUGCCUGCCCGAUGGAAAUCUCCACAUCGCUAUGCACAUCCGCUCCGUCCCGUCGGAAAAUAUCACUCUUCGAAACGCGGAAAGUGACAAAGAUUUCUUUCGUUCCCACGGGCAUCCGGAUAGUCUGCCCGUCCUCUACACCAGGCGGAACCGGGACGGUGAUGGUUUUGCGCUGUACGGUCUUGCCUUUCCCUUCGCAUUCCGUACACGGGUUUUUGAUGUAAACACGCGUGCCGCGGCACUGUCGACAGGUACUGCGCAUCACAAACGGUCCUGUGCUGACUGUUUCCAUCCCCGUUCCACUGCAGUUGGGACAUUUCACAGGUUUUGUGCCCGGCGCGCAUUUCGUCCCCUCACAGGAGGGACAAGUGUCGGUGACAUUGACGCGGAUAUCCUUAUUGAUACCGCGUGCAGCUUGGGUAAACGUGAGAUCCAUCAUGAUCUCCUGGGUGCGGGCGAAACCCUGCAGAUUAUCCGUGAAAUCAGCCUCCUCAAAACCAAAGCCUCCGCCACCGCCAGUGAACGCCGCAUUCCCGAAUAUCCGUCUGAACAGUUCUUCCGGAUCAAUGUGGCCGGAGAAAUCCUGAUACUGGAACCCGCCACCAGGUGCUGCGCCUGGUCGGGGUCCUCCUCCACCUGGUGCUGCCCCGGGGAAUUCAUUACCGGCUGUGCCCCAUUGAUCGUACUGCUUCCGCUUCGAUUCGUCGCUAAGAAUUUCGUAGGCUUCGGAGACUUCUUGAAACUUUUUCUGCGCUUGUGGAUCAUUCUUAUUGGUAUCCGGAUGGUACUUUUUGGCCAUCUGAUAAUACGCCUUUUUAAUAUCUUUCUGCGACGCCGUUUUACCCACACCCAGCACAUCAUAAAAAUUCUUUUUGGCCUGACACCAGGAACUGGAAGUAUGCAGCUCCCUGGAAGAACUCGAAGUGCCGAGCACGGCUGUAAGAGGCAGUAAUGAGCGCUUCAGAAGAGGUUUGAGUGAAUUCUCGCCUUGGGAAACAAAGUAUGUUCUGCAUGGCUGCUUUGGAAAGAUGCACAGAAAAGGCGAUUUGAGGGAUCCGUAUUUCAAUGGGGAACAGGAAUAUGUAGCGGAGUGUUGUGACACAAGCUGGCGCAAUGCUGAGCGCAGUUCACAGCAGCCUCUGGGUGUGAAACCCAUUUUCGUGCAUAUCAGUUCGCACUAGCUCUGCAGAAGAACACACAAUUGAUUACAUCCGCAAGAUACUUUAUGCAAAAAUUUGUGAACAGGUACAGUCAAUCUGUUAAAGCUGCGAAGUUUAUUAAUUAAUACAGCUAAUGGAAAAAUUAAAACUAAUAUCAGUAGUUGACUGCAUUGAGCAAAUCGGGCGAAAAUUUUCCAAAUUUGUGCGUACUUCACGGUUUUUCUUGCAGUAACCGCAGUACG
This is a messenger RNA of Paramacrobiotus metropolitanus, 3813 nucleotides long. Its product is annotated as sister chromatid cohesion protein DCC1-like. The record is from RefSeq and is a predicted model, not a curated record. Gene Ontology annotation, biological process: mitotic sister chromatid cohesion; maintenance of mitotic sister chromatid cohesion. Lineage: Eukaryota; Metazoa; Tardigrada; Eutardigrada; Parachela; Macrobiotidae. Gene Ontology annotation, cellular component: nucleus; chromosome, centromeric region; chromatin. Bases 333 to 1568 code for a protein of 411 amino acids. The transcript has 9 exons.